AUGCAGGUUGUGGAGAUAUAUGCUGUCGUGCUUCUAGACACAAGGCAAAGAGGCAACACCAUAUAUCUCCAGCAAUACGGGCAGAUGCACAAGUGGGACGACUCGACUAACAUGGAGCAUUUGAAUGCCGCCAUAGUUCUUACCAAUCAUCCAAGAAUUGCCAAAUAUCUGAAGUACCCCGGUGAUCACACCGCUGCAUAUCAAUAA
This is a messenger RNA of Babesia bigemina, 207 nucleotides long. RefSeq lists its product as hypothetical. The transcript has 2 exons. The record is from RefSeq and is a predicted model, not a curated record. The coding region runs from base 1 to 207 and encodes 68 amino acids. Lineage: Eukaryota; Apicomplexa; Aconoidasida; Piroplasmida; Babesiidae.